UUCUUCUCCAACAAAUCAAAACAAGAACAUAAAAAAAAAAAAAUGGAUUUCAGAAGAACUCGGUCAGAAUUAGCCAGCCGCUCAAACCAACAGAGAAGAGCUACAGGGAUGAGGACUAAACCUUCUUUCAAGAAGGUGAUUAUGCAAGCUCUAGGAAUACAGUAUGUUGGCUUGGUGGUGAAACCCCUGGUCAGCAAUCUGUUGCAUGACGAGCUUGGGCGCAUUGUUCCACAUAUUAUCAAUCAAAUUGAGGUUGAUGUCAUGCAGAAGGUGCUUGGGGAGCUGCGGAACAUAAUACCUCAGGAUAUAGAUCAAACUGAUCUUGUCAUGCAUCAACAGAUGCGCGAGGAAGGACUGAUGGACGUAAUUACUCGAAUCAACGCCCAAACUAAUGGUAUUGUGGUUCAGCAGAUGGAACCUCUGAUUGCUCAUGCAGACCCCUUACUGAGAUCUCCCAGACUGCCUAUCAAAGAAGCUGGGCCAGCAGCACCAAAGCUGCAACUCUCCUUCCAAAAGAAGCUGCUCCAACCAACCUUCUUCGCUGAGGAUCUUAUCAAAGAUGAGGAUCGUAACAAUCUCCAGGUUGCCCUUAGGCAAAUUGAAUCUGGACAAAUAUAUAGCCCGCCUCUUGAAUUCCCUGUUGAAGUAGAGAUAGUGGUUGUUGAUGGAGAGUUUCCCAGUAAUAGCAGCGGCGAGUGGAGUACUGAGGAAUUCAAUAGCAAAAUAUUGAAGGAACGGGAAGGAAAGAAGCCAUUGCUCUUAGGAGCCUACAAGGCCAGAUUGCAUGAAGGCAUUGCUUCUUUUGGAGGUAUCAAGCUCACUGAUAGUUCCACUUUGGCCAAAUCCGGCAAGUUUAAGUUAGGCGCCAAAGUUUCCUCUAGCAGCCAUGUCGGCUGGGAGAUCAAACCAGCAGUUACAGAAUGCUUUAAAGUUUUAGUUGAACGAAGCAAACAGCAUCAGAAAAGCUACCCCCCAUCUCUGGAUGAUAAGGUAUUCAAGCUGGAAAACAUUAGACUGAAUGGUGAAUUCAUGAAGAGACUGGCUGCUCGCAACAUUACCACUGUGAAAGAUUUCCUCAAGCUUGCAGUUGUUGAUCAGGAGCACCUUCAAAAGAUUACAAAUAUGCCGAGGAAAAUGUUGAAUGAAACUGUCGAGCAUGCAAAAACCUGCAACAGGGGAGAGGUUCUCUACAUGUAUAGCAGGGGGACUUUUGAUCUCAUCUUGAACUCUAUUUGUGAAGUCCAAAGUGUCAACGGCACGCCUUACAAACACCUUACACCAUCGCAACGGGAAUGUGUGAAGGAGUGGGUAUUGGAGGCAUACAACAAGGGGGACAAUUUGGAGAGAUUUUAUGGUAAUUCUCUGAGUGGAGGUGAAUUAGGACCUUCCCUUGUGUCUCAAAACAUGAUCUUGACUGAUACUAGACCUCAUACAAAUGGGCUAGAACAGCUUCCUCCAUCUCACAUAGACAAUGAACGAGAAAAUUCGAAUCUCUUCCAUAGGAGGAGUGAAGCAUCAUCCAACAGAAUCAUUGCAGUACAACAAAAUGGUAAUUCUCUGAGUGGAGGUGAAUUAGGACCUUCCCUUGUGUCUCAGAACAUGAUCUUGACUGGUACUGAACCUCAUACAAAUGGGCUAGAACAGCUUCCUCCAUCACACAUAGACAAUGCACGAGAAAAUUGGAAUCCCUUAGAUGGAAGCAGUGGAGCAUCAUCUAGCGGAAUCAUUAGAGUACAACAAAAUGGUAAUUCUCUGAGUGGAGGUGAAUUAGGACCUUCCCUUGUGUCUCAGAACAUGAUCUUGACUGAUACUGAACCUCAUACAAAUGGACUAGAACAGCUUCCUCCAUCACACAUAGUGAGGACAAUGUUAUUCAAUACACACAGUAUCCAUACUUUUAUGGAAUUCUUAUCUGAUAUGGUGCCCCAAUGUGUGCAGGACAAUGCACGAGAAAAUUGGAAUCCCUUAGAUGGAAGCAGUGGAGCAUCAUCUAGCGGAAUCAUUAGAGUACAACAAAAUGGUAAUUCUCUGAGUGGAGGUGAAUUAGGACCUUCCCUUGUGUCUCAGAACAUGAUCUUGACUGGUACUGGACCUCAUACAAAUGGGCUAGAACAGCUUCCUCCAUCACACACAGACAAUGCACGAGAAAAUUGGAAUCCCUUAGAUGGAAGCAGUGGAGCAUCAUCUAGCGGAAUCAUUAGAGUACAAAAUGAUAAUUCUCCGAAUGGAGGUGAAUUAGGACCUUCCCCUGUGUCUCAGAACAUGAUCUUGACUGGUAUCGGACCUCAUACAAAUGGGCUAAAACAGCUUCCUCCAUCUCACACAGUGAGGACAAUGCUAUUCAACACGCAUAGUAUUGAUACUUUUAUGGAAUUCUUGUCUGAUAUGGUGCCCCAAUGUGUGCUGGACAAUGCACGAGAAAAUUGGAAUCCCUUAGAUGGAAGCAGUGGAGCAUCAUCCAGCAGAAUCAUGGGAGUACAACAAAAUAGUAAUUCUCCGAGUGGAGGUGAAUUAGGACCUUCCCCUGUGUCUCAGAACAUGAUCGUGACUGGUACUGGACCUCAUACAAAUGGGCUAGAACAACUUCCUCCAUCUCACAUAGACAACGCACAACAAAUUUCGAAUCCCUUCCAUGGAAGCAAUGGAACAUCAUCCAGCGGAAUCAUUCGAGUACAACAAAAUGACUCAUUGCGCGAGUUGAGUCGUCUAGAUUCAUUGUCUGGGUAUUCCCUAUGGUAUUGACAGCAAUGAAACAUAUCAAAGAAAUCUAUUCCUUAUUGGAGAGCCAUGGCAAACUUGAGCCCUAUCAAACUUAAUCUUGCUUCA
Molecule: messenger RNA, 2826 nt
Organism: Zingiber officinale
Lineage: Eukaryota; Viridiplantae; Streptophyta; Magnoliopsida; Zingiberales; Zingiberaceae
Exons: 20
Coding region: 43-2742 (899 amino acids)
Biological process (GO): regulation of salicylic acid biosynthetic process
Cellular component (GO): nucleus
Molecular function (GO): DNA-binding transcription factor activity; sequence-specific DNA binding; calmodulin binding
Source: RefSeq, a predicted model, not a curated record